AUGGCAAGUGAAUAUGGACUUGAAUUAAAAUAUUUAGAUAGAUUUCAUGAUAUAUACAACAAGAUGAAGGAAAAACGUCAGCAUCGGGACCUCUUAUAUAAAAUGGGUGUUAUUAGACACAAAAAACAAUCUGGUGUAAUGUCUCAAGAUGAAUGGGAAGCCGCAGUUUAUAUGUUUUAUCCUAUUAGAACAGCCAAAACUAUUCAACAAUCAAAUAUCGGAACAUCAUCUUCUACAUUUCUCGGUAAUGUUUUUUUAGAAAGAAUUAAAUCUGAAGGAAUUCGUGGUUUAUUUAAAGGUGUGGGGAUUUAUGCUAUAGGAAGUAUUAGUGGUCGAUUAAUUCAUUUUUCUACUUAUGACGCAUUAAGAGAGAGAGUAUAUCGAAAGAGAGGAAAUUCUUCUUCACUUCCUUUAGGACUUAAAUGGUUAGAAGGAUAUAAACCUUCCACAAUCAAUGCACUCUUAGGAACUUUUAGUGCUUUAACUACUUCCACUUUUAUGGUUCCUUUUGAUGUGGUUUCACAACACCUUCAAAUUUCAAAAAGGUUACCGACAAAUUUUAUUAAUACUUCAUUAAAUAACAAUAAUCUUGGUGGUAGUAGCGGAAUCAAUAAUAAUAUGAAAAUACCUAAACGUACAAUAUUUACUAUUAAUUCAUUAUUUCAAACUUCUUCAUCACCGUCGUCGUCAUCUUCUUCUAUUACUGCAUCACAUAAUGAUUUACCAACAUUUUUAUCUUCAUCUAAUUUUUUAUGUUCGAUGACUGCAGGUGCAGCAGCAGGAAUUACUGGAACAAUUACUUCAAAUCCAUUUGAUAUUGGAUUUAAAGGUCUUUUUGUUGGAAUGUCAGCUAGAAUGUGGAUAAUUGUUCCUUUGGGAAGUUUAAACUUUUGGGUAUUUGAAAAGGUUAAAAAUUGGAUGUCCGUUUACCUGAAACCUAAAAGCAAGAGAUCAAUGUAUUUCACGGAUCUAGUUGAAAAAUAUGACGAAAUUGUAUUAAAACCUUGUGAACCAAAGAACACAAAAUGGAGACAUGCUAGUAAAGAAAAAAGAACCUGGCUUGAGGAUAAUUCAACUAAUUAUAUUGAUUUCAAUUCAGAUAUUAACAAACAAAUUACACGAAUGCAAAAUUAUAUCGAAGAACAAAAAAAUGAAAUAGCUGAGUUAAAGAAACCGUUACAGCGAUCCUACGACAAUAUGAAUAAGAUGCAAAAUUUAUAUGAUGAACAAUGUAAGAACAAUGAGGUUCUUAUCAGACAGUGGAAUUCAAGAUUUACUAAUCAACAAAAACGUAUUGACGCAAUUGUUGAGAUAGCAAACGCGGAACGUGCAUCAUUAUUUGAUGAUUUAGAAUCAUUGAUCCGAAAUAGCACUAGGUUCUCUAUGGAGAAAAUUCAACUUGCCCUCUCAGCUAUUAAAUAUUCAAUCGCACUAUCGAAGAUGAUUACCAAUAUCGAUAAUCAUAUUACGAGAUCGAGAAGUUACUAUCGAUUUCAAAAAUGGUUUGAGGAAUUAUCAAAACAAGAAGAACCAUUACCCGAAGGAAUUUUAUUUCUUGCAUUUGAUAACGAACAAAGAAGACAAAAAUUAUCUCGACCGAGGAUAUAA
Molecule: messenger RNA, 1608 nt
Organism: Diversispora eburnea
Lineage: Eukaryota; Fungi; Glomeromycota; Glomeromycetes; Diversisporales; Diversisporaceae
Source: the annotation of a GenBank genome assembly